CCCCCUGCCAGCCCUGCUGCCCCUCCCAGCGCGGCCCCCCCAGCCUCGGGGGCUGGAGGGGCUGGGGGGCCCGGUGACCACGGUGGACGGGCGGCGGGAGGACGACAUCGCCGUCAGGGACCCCCGGCUGCUGCUCAGACCCCCCGGCGGGGCCCUGCUGGCCCAGAGCCCCCCGGCACACAAAGCCCCUCCAUGGAGGAGCACCUGGCUGUGAUGCACGAGAAGCUGCGGCACGAGCUCCCGAAUUUCUUCCUGAAAAUCCCGGAUUACGGAUUGUACUCCCAGGACGUGGAGUUCAUCAACCACCUGCUGCACCUGCACACCAGGGGCCGUCCCAUGUACCAGCUGGCCGUGGCGCUGUGCAAGGCGCUGGCCUGGGGGUACUUUGCCAGCCUGAGGCUGGAGGUGCUGGCGCUGACCCGGCACCCCGAGGACUGGAGCGUCCGCGCCCGCUGGAGGCUCACGGGGGUGCCCCUGCACCUGCUGCUGCUGUGCUUCUACCGCAGGGACAAGCGCCAGCUGCUCAGGUCCUACGACGCAUUCUCCACCUUCUUCCUCAACUCGCAGGGGCUCAUCCGCUGCCACCGCGUGGACAAGCUCAUGCCGGCCCCCACGGCCGUCCCCGAGGCCAAGAAGCUGUUGGUGGCCGCGGCCGUGGCCGUGGCCGUGGCCGACCCCGCGCCCGCCCUGCGCCUGCUGCUGCGGCCCGAGGCCACCUCGGGGGACACCUGAGCCCCCCGGCGCGUCCCCCGUGUGUCCCCUGUCCCCUGUGUGUCCCCCCCCGCCCCCUUAACUUAAUGUACAGAAUAAACUCGGACGGAGCGGC
This is a messenger RNA of Myiozetetes cayanensis, 826 nucleotides long. It is a transcript of the gene CUNH6orf136, whose product is annotated as chromosome unknown C6orf136 homolog. The transcript is spliced from 5 exons. Lineage: Eukaryota; Metazoa; Chordata; Aves; Passeriformes; Tyrannidae. The record is from RefSeq and is a predicted model, not a curated record. Bases 193 to 732 code for a protein of 179 amino acids.